Messenger RNA from Ilex paraguariensis (yerba mate), 3281 nucleotides. NCBI's taxonomy places the organism in Eukaryota, Viridiplantae, Streptophyta, Magnoliopsida, Aquifoliales, Aquifoliaceae. The record is from the annotation of a GenBank genome assembly.
AAACACCGAACACUCUCUCUCUCUCUCUGUCUCUCUCUCUCCAUGUAUAUAUUCAUCUUCUUUUUUCUCCUGUCCACCCCGUCUCGUUCGUUGCCGGCGCUCCUUAAGCCCUACCUAUAUCUUUCUGGUUAAGUUAUCAACCUCAAAGUUUGCUUUGGCAUUGACUCCACGCGUGGUUGCUGUGAAUCCGAAGGAAAAGAAGGAAGAAAGCUGAAACCUACCACUCUUUGUUGCUCCGUAACCUUGAGAAUGCUUAAGGAUGAUUGACUGUUGGGAUGUUCCAGUGACGGAUUCAAGUUUGUGUAGAUUUUUCAUUGGUUAUUGUUGUUGCUGACGAGUUGGAUUAUAUUGAAUUUUUAUAGCAAAUGGAUCGGUGUGACACUUCAGGAUUUGUGAGCGGGGGUGGGAUGUACUCUUUUAGAGGCAUCUAACCCUAGUUUUGUAGUUAAUUUCUUCAACCCGGAGGACAGGUGGACUGUGCUUUUGCAAUUGAGAUUUGGUUUGAAUAAGAGUGUUGCAUCUUAGCUAUUUGCUUCAUGGAUGCCAGGUUCCAGAAUCUGGGUUUUGCUGCUAACCCCUCCUUCAGUGCAUUUAAGAAUCUGGGCAAUUCCAUUCGAAGUUGUGGAGCCAGCACAGCCCAUUGUGGUGCAGAUACUACCUUACGACUUGAUUCCCCUGGUUCUUUAAUCCCUUUCUUGUCUGCUGCCAAGGGCAUCAAACGGAAGUGGAGUUCAAUUGAUGGAUCUAUGGACCAGCAAGUUGGGUCUUCACUAUGUCUUCAAUUGGGCCACUCAUCAAGUUCCUCGGACAGCAAGGGGAGUUCAGCAACAGCAUGCACCACGCUGUCUUCGGCCAAAGAAACUGAUGAGGAGACCUCAAUGGAACUUGAAUUAGAUUUCACUCUUCAUCUUGGCAAUGAGAAGACACCCAGCUCAAAGAAAUCUUAUACCUCUAAUCUGAAAGAACUGGAUGUUCAGCCCAAGGUUGAUCUGGAGUUGAGUCUCUCCACCGGGCCUGCUGAAUCUGAUAUCACUAGCGUUCAUCUGAGCUCCACUUCACCUCAGGGUGUGAUUAAGAUGCCACUGUUCCCUGAUGGAGCCUUUCAUAUAGGUGAAGGGCCAUCAUCACCUUGGAAAACUGGACAAUCAUUUUACUCAUUGCCAACCUCACUGACUGUGGACCCUAAUUACUUCCUCAACCAGACCUUUAGAGAAAUCAAGCCCACUCGGAUAUCUCCAGACCUCUCAUCAAGCAUAAUAAUGACACCAAAAAGCACAGUCACCUGUACUUCCGGGAUAACACAACAGCAGCAGCAGCAGCAGCACAGCAGCAGUACAUCAAAAGUAUGCCAGUUCAAGGGAUGUGUAAAGGGAGCAAGAGGUGCUUCUGGACUUUGUAUCGCCCACGGCGGUGGCCGUAGGUGUCAGAAACCUGGCUGUCAUAAAGGGGCCGAGGGCCAAACUGCAUACUGCAAAGCCCACGGUGGAGGUCGGCGUUGCGACUUCUUAGGGUGUACCAAGAGUGCAGAAGGACGCACAGAUUUCUGUAUUGCACAUGGUGGUGGUCGAAGAUGCAGUUAUGAAGGUUGCACUCGUGCUGCUAGAGGGAAAUCUGGACUGUGCAUUCGGCAUGGCGGUGGCAAGAGAUGUCAGAAAGAGAACUGCACAAAGAGUGCCGAAGGCCUUUCAGGUCUCUGCAUUUCACAUGGAGGUGGUCGCCGAUGUCAAUAUCUGAAAUGCACUAAAGGGGCUCAAGGAAGCACAAUGUUUUGCAAGGCCCAUGGUGGCGGUAAACGGUGUACUUUUGAAGGGUGUACCAAAGGUGCAGAAGGGAGCACACCUUUCUGUAAGGGCCAUGGUGGAGGUAAACGGUGUUCAUUCCAAGGUGGUGGGUUUUGCCCAAAGAGCGUGCAUGGAGGGACCCUCUUCUGUGUUGCACAUGGGGGUGGUAAGAGAUGUGCUAUGCUAGAGUGCACAAAGAGUGCAAGGGGACGGACUGAUUUCUGUGUUCGACAUGGUGGGGGCAAGAGGUGCAAAUUUGAAGGAUGCAGCAAAAGCGCACAAGGAAGCACAGAUUUCUGCAAGGCCCAUGGGGGAGGGAAGAAAUGCUCUUGGGGCCAGCCUGGUUCAGAAUUUGGCAUAGGCGACGGUCCCUGUAAGUCACAUGCUAGGGGGAAGACUGGGAUGUGUGCAUCCCAUGGUGCCCUAGUGCAGGACAAAAGGGUUCACGGGGGUGGUAGUCUGGGAAAUAUGGUGCAGGAUUCACAACCUGGCAAACCUGAGAAGAUGAAAGAGGUUGUCUAUGCUGAUGACAUGAGAAUUGAUGUCAUGAACUUGGAGAGCAGUGUUGGCUAUAAUGGUUCUCGUUGGAAACAUUUUGGAGUCCAGCAAGCUAGUCUGCCAGAUGGAGGCGGCUCUUCAGUUAUGAUUCCAGAAGGAAGGGUGCAUGGGGGAAGUUUGCUGUCAAUGCUGGCAGAUAGUUCAGGUCUUGGCUUUGGCAGCGGCAAGAGCAUAGGUGGUGGUCCAUCUGAACCAGAGGAAUCUUACAUGAUGCCUCAGAGGUGGAUGUAAUGCAGUUUCUCUACCUACCCUGCACUUUCAAUUAGGUUUUGGUGGUCGGUUGAGUUCCUCUGCAUAUUGGCGUCCUUUGCCUUUCGAGUUUGUCAAGUGGUUUGGUUAUGAAAAACUGUUUUAUUUCAUUUAUAAAUGGUGGGAAUUUCAGGUGUUGCGUCUUACCACUCAUGUGGCAAUAAACGAAGUCAGCUAGGAUUAGAGUUAGCCUUUGAGUACAGGUCAUUGGUAUUUCUUUGUGAAUAUUUGGCAAUGCCAAGCGAGUUUGGUUCUUGUAAAUAUGUCUAGUGUGAAUCGAUUAGGCACUUUAUUUAGAAUAAGGCUUUUGGUUUAAGAUGGUACAAGCUGUUGCAUACAGAACUGGGACAUUUGGUUUUGUUUUGUUCAGUAUUGAAGUCUCCUAUGUGAAGGUCUGCAUCUCCGUCGGGUUCAGACAGCUGAGCUACAUCUUGGACAAGCCAAUGCAGUCUUCAUGAGGUCAAUCUGGUAUUCGAGAUAACCUAAGCUUAAUGCCAAUUGUUAGGAUUACGAUUUGUGUGUGAAUAGAGGAAGAUUACCUUCUGUUGGAUUACCUAAGUACUCCUUCCAAUUACAGAUUAUUCAGAAAUACAAUAGGCGUGCAAGUGGCAUGUUUAGUUGAUUAAGCAGUAAGUUACUUGGUACAGCUUUUAUGGUGAUUGCACUGGAUUUCAUUUGCCGAAAUAAAACCCU